AUGGCGGGCAAACGAGAGCUUGUGCUAGGUAUCUGUGCCCCGGGAAUUGUUGAGGUUCCGCCUGAUAAACCUCCAUCUAGACCUGUUGCAUAUGAGAUUGAUACAUCGGAUCAUUUUUACACUGAAAUGGCAACCCCUGACCGAGAUGAGUUGAUUAGAUGGGCUCGGGAGAUUGCCUUAAAGCUAAAGUUUGCAAUUGUAAUUGGCAAAUCCGACAACGGCAGCGAUAAGAGGAAGCAAUAUUUCAGGUUGGAUUGCGAGCGGGGAGGCCGGUACGUGUCAACAAAUAAGAAGCUAAAAUCUGAUCAAACCGGCACGAGGAAAUGCGGCUGUCCAUUUCGACUCUGUGGUUAUUGUCAUGCCGAUAAAACAUGGCAUUUGACCGUUGUAAACGGAAAACAUAACCACGAGUUGGACAAGGCAGUUGAAGGUCAUCUCAUUGUCGGUCGUCUCAAACCGAAAGAAAGGCAAUGUAUGGAGGAAAUGUCAAGGAAUCUGGUUCCGCCUAAGAAUAUAAUGUCCACAUUGAAAGAUAGGGAUCCAAACAACAAGACAACGGCAAAGCAACUCUACAAUUUAAGUCAUCGAUUAAAACUUAAAAUGAGGGCAUCAAUGACUGAAAUGCAACACCUCUCCAAAAGACUUGUCGAGACCGGGUAUUUUUUCAAACAUAGAACGGUUGUUGCAGACGGAUCCGAACAUGUUCAAGACAUUUUCUUUGCACAUCCUAAAUCUAUAAGUUUGUUCAAUUCUUUUCCUAUUGUGCUUUUGAUGGAUUCGACAUACAAAACAAACAAAUACAAAAUGCCGUUAUUUGAGAUUGUCGGAUUCACAUCAACUGGGAGAUCUUUCAAUGUUGCAUUUGCUUGGCUUACCAAUGAAAGAGAAGACAACUUCACUUGGGCUCUAGAGCAGUGUGUCAGUCUCUUAAGGAAUGAGGAUGUUAGACCGAAGGUGAUUGUCACCGAUAGGGAUUUGGCUCUGAUGAAUGCAGUUUCCGAGGUAUUUCCAACAUCGGCUGCAAUGGUUUGUCGUUUCCAUGUAAAAAAGAACGUGAGCUCUAAGAUGAAGGAAAUUGUGAAAAUCAAGAAUGGAGAGAAUGAGAAGCAGACUGAUGUGUGGGAUCAAAUCACCGAUGCUUUUAAUGAUGUGUUGGAGUCGCCAACGGAAAAAUAA
Trifolium pratense (red clover) is the source of this 1176-nucleotide messenger RNA. RefSeq names its product protein FAR1-RELATED SEQUENCE 5-like. The transcript has a single exon. The record is from RefSeq and is a predicted model, not a curated record. NCBI's taxonomy places the organism in Eukaryota, Viridiplantae, Streptophyta, Magnoliopsida, Fabales, Fabaceae. The coding region runs from base 1 to 1176 and encodes 391 amino acids. Gene Ontology annotation, molecular function: DNA-binding transcription factor activity, RNA polymerase II-specific.